This is a messenger RNA of Drosophila willistoni, 546 nucleotides long. RefSeq lists its product as uncharacterized. The record is from RefSeq and is a predicted model, not a curated record. The coding region runs from base 1 to 546 and encodes 181 amino acids. The transcript is spliced from 2 exons. Lineage: Eukaryota; Metazoa; Arthropoda; Insecta; Diptera; Drosophilidae.
AUGAAGCUUAACAUCUAUUUAGCAGUGCUCAUGUUGGCGAUUGUUGGUGAAAUAUGCAAGACUAACUACUAUAUGGUUGAAGCAUUUCGUAUUAGAUAUGUUGAUUGUCAGACAUAUAAUUCAUCCUAUGUUGAAUUCACUCGAUGUGAAAUGAAACUUGUUCGUCGAGGCAUUGCCGCUUUUUAUAUGAAUGCCAAAUUGAAGCAGAUUCCAGUUAAUAGUGCUGGCAUCAACUUGGCUCUUCAUAAGAAAUCAAACGGCUAUCAGCCAUUCUUAUUCAAUCAGAGUCUGGACUAUUGCUACUAUAUGAGAAAUCCAAGGGAUUAUCCAUUCAUUCAUUCAUUUCAUAAGACAUUCAUGUCCAUAUCGAAUAUAAAUCAUUCGUGCCCCUACGAUCACGAUUUGAAAGUCGACCGCAUGAUAUACGAUAAAAAUUCAUUAAAGGACUUUCCCAUACCAAUUGGUGACUAUAUGUUACAAUUACGAGUGGCCACCUAUAAGAUUUGGCGGGCCGAAGUAAAGAUCUAUGUAACCAAGGAUAAUUGA